Salvia miltiorrhiza (redroot sage) is the source of this 3694-nucleotide messenger RNA. RefSeq names its product katanin p80 WD40 repeat-containing subunit B1 homolog KTN80.4-like. The coding region runs from base 640 to 3069 and encodes 809 amino acids. Lineage: Eukaryota; Viridiplantae; Streptophyta; Magnoliopsida; Lamiales; Lamiaceae. The record is from RefSeq and is a predicted model, not a curated record. Gene Ontology annotation, biological process: microtubule severing; microtubule depolymerization. Gene Ontology annotation, cellular component: katanin complex. Gene Ontology annotation, molecular function: microtubule binding. The transcript has 17 exons.
CAUUUCAAUUUUCACCUUUGAGAUUUAAAAAAAUAGACCCUCUAAUCCGUUUGCUUCAUUCACCGUUCAAACUUCAAAUCCCCAAACCAAAUUUUUUACCAACACUCCCUCACACACCACCGCAUUUCAAAUUCAUUCCACUGCGAAUACUUUGAAAGCGAUCUUCCAUUUCUGGAGCUGCGAGGUUUCAAUCCAGAGUAAUUGCCAAGCUGGGAUCUGGAAAACAACCUCUCUCUCCCAUCCCUCUCUCUCUCAUCUCUCCCCCUCUCUCUCUCACACACACACACACACGCAGAGUUUAAUUGUUUUGGGAACUGGAGGUACAUUGUAUCUCUGCGGCAGACCUUUUGCAGAUAUCCCUCAAAUUGUUUGUUUUCUUCUUCCCCGCUGCUCAAAUCACCCUGGUCAGUUCAGAUUUUUCAGCCCCAGACAUAAGGAAGGGGAAGUGGAAUUGGAAACUGACUCGGUCAUUUCGUCGAACAUGACGUGAGCGAUUGAAUUUACGCUGUAUUCGAUGGAUGCGAAUGUGGGCUGGCGUUUUUCUCCUGGGAUCUGCCGCACUGUCUCCGAAUUUCGCCGGUGAGGCGGACGUUGUGCUAGGGUUUUUACGCAUUUUGAUUUCCACUUUCGGAGUUCGAAAUGACGACCACCACCAAACGUGCUUACAAGCUACAGGAAUUUGUAGCUCAUUCUUUAAGUGUGAACUGCCUAAAGAUCGGGAGGAAAUCAUCAAGGGUUCUCGUGACUGGAGGAGAAGAUCAUAAGGUCAAUCUCUGGGCUAUUGGCAAGCCCAACGCCAUACUGAGUCUGUCAGGCCAUUCCAGUGGAAUUGAUUCAGUUAGCUUUGAUUCAUCGGAGGUUUUGGUUGCUGCUGGAGCAGCUAGUGGUACCAUUAAGCUUUGGGAUUUGGAGGAGGCUAAGAUCAUACGCACCCUCACUGGUCACCGCUCCAAUUGCAUAUCCUUGGACUUUCAUCCCUUUGGAGAGUUCUUUGCAUCUGGUUCCCUGGACACAAAUCUCAAAAUAUGGGAUAUCAGAAGGAAGGGGUGUAUACACACUUACAAGGGUCAUACUCGAGGAGUUAACGCAAUCAGGUUUACUCCUGAUGGCCGGUGGGUUGUUUCUGGCGGAGAGGACAACACUGUGAAGUUAUGGGAUUUAACUGCUGGCAAGCUUUUGCAUGAUUUCAAAUGUCAUGAAGGCCAAGUUCAAUCCAUUGAUUUCCAUCCACAUGAGUUUUUGCUGGCAACAGGCUCAGCUGACAGAACUGUUAAAUUCUGGGAUCUUGAAACUUUUGAGCUAAUUGGUUCAACUGCACCUGAGACCACUGGAGUGCGCUGUAUGACCUUCAAUCCUGAUGGGAGAACCCUUCUUUGUGGCUUGCAUGAGAAUUUGAAAGUUUUCUCAUGGGAACCGAUCAGAAGUCAUGAUACUGUAGACGUGGGGUGGUCUAAAUUAUCAGACAUGAAUGUCCAUGAAGGAAAGCUUCUAGGAUGCUCUUAUAAUCAGAGUUGUGUUGGAGUUUGGGUUGUAGACAUUUCGCGGAUUGAACCAUAUGCAAUCGGCAAGACUGCUCGAUUAACUAGUGAUACUGAUGCAAAAUCGAAUUCUGGUGGUUCAUCUGUAACCACAGAGGAUAAUGUGAAGGCCAAUUUGGGCAGGCUUUCUAUUUCAAAUAAUGCUGAUCCGGUGAAGGAAACUAGAUCUCUCACGAGGCUCUCUGUCCCACAGAAUUCAGAUAAGGAUUCCAAAUCAAGUGCAUCUACUCCAAGCACUCCUCAAAAGUCAAAUUUCAGUGUUGUUCCAAAGACAAUGCAGAUCACUGCACCAGCAAUUUCCAGUGCAACAAACCCAAAGCGGCAAGCCGCAAAGGCCCAAUCAACAGCGAAUAUCUUAUUCAACAGAUCUGAUGUAAUACCUGUGAUUGUGCCAAGAAAUAAUCCAAGAGCUGAGCAAGCUACUGAGUUUAGAAAAGAAGAUGCUCCAGUUAAAGCUGUACCUUUACAUUCACAGUCCAAAACUUCUGACGUUCGUAAAAUUAUCAGCCCCGGAGAUGUUUUUGAGAGGACAAAUAUUCCUACUCAGUCAGAUAAUGAGCUCCCAAAGUCCAUGGAUUCGAAUGUCCCGGAUAGAACUUUUAGUGCAUCAAUUAAGAACUCAAUAAGCGGACUUGCUGCAGACAGAAAAGUCAGAGAUGAUAAACCUAUGAUUUCAAGAAGAGUUGAUACAAAUGCUGCUAUUGAUACCCUUGCCAGAUAUCAGCAUGAAAAUUAUGAAUAUCGAGGAAAUAAUAUGAAUAUGGAAGCAUCUCAUGUUGAAGGUCAAAAGGGAGGUAGACCACAUCUGAUUCUCUCUAACUGGGAACAGAAAGGAAGAAGUUCUUACCGUCCAGGUCUUGCUUCAAGCAAUAUCUCCGGGAGAUCAAAUGCUAGAAGCUAUCCUUCAGCUGAUGAAAACGAGUCAGUCUCUGCUAGUGAAGAAGAUACUAUAGCUGAUUUGAUAGAACAACACGAUCAAUUUGUUGGCUCAAUGAGGUCUCGAUUAGGCAAACUGCAGGUGGUCCUUAACUACUGGCAGAGGCAUGAUAUCAGAGGGGCUCUUAGUGCAAUCAGCAAAAUGGGCGAUCAAAGUGUGCUUGCUGAUGUAAUGAGCCUUUUGGCAGAAAAAACUGAUAUUGUCACAUUAGAUAUUUGUUCAUGUCUUUUGCCACUCCUGACGGGACUUGUGGAAAGUGAUAUGGAUAGGCAUCAAGAUAUUGCAUUGGAUAUGCUCAUAAAAUUGGUGAGAGUAUUUGGCUCUGUUAUUUACUCUUCACUGUCAGCACCUGCAUCCGUUGGUGUAGACAUCGAGGCAGAGCAAAGGCUGGAGCGUUGCAAUCUCUGCUAUGUGGAACUUGAGAAAUUAAAAUGCUCCCUUCCUGCACUUUCAAGGUAUGUUUUUCUCAUGAAAAUACGGCUUCAUAUUGGUGCAAACUUCCAAUAUCUGUCUGCUGUUUUGUUUUGCAGAAGAGGGGGUAAUAUCGCCAAGUCUGCACAGGAACUGAAUCUGGCACUUCAGGAAGUUUCAUGAGUAUCUAAUGCUCACAAUAUAUCAGCACCUAGGCAGACAGGUUCAGAUGGUAUUGCUUUCAGGGGACUGCAGAUUCUGGAUCUGUGGAAGUGCCGUGAUUUGUAUGCUUGAAAGAUGAAAGUGCUGGAAACUCAUGUAAAUUCGUGCUCAGUGGGAUUACUGACCCGAUUCUUUAUCUUAACUUAAAGUUAGGCGAUGGACAACCUGGUUGCUGCCACUCAAAAUCAGUUAGUGGCUGAAGCCUCAUCAGUGGACGCAGAUCCAUCUUACUGCUUUGUUGUCUUAACCCAAAUGUCAACUUGUUAUUCUUGAGUGAAGUUGAUGGUAGUUUAGAGAGAUUUGUACAAACGUGAUUCUGUCUAAGGGCAUAAAAGCGAGUUUGCUUUGUAUGAUGUAAGAGUGUUUGAGUUUUGACAUGUAUUUUGGCGUUUACCACUGAGAAAUAUCUGCUGUAUCCUCGAGCAAUAACCUUUACCAAUCUCCUAAAUAUAUAUAUACCAAUCUUCAUUGGGCUAUAUUUUAUUUUGUUUUGCCUCAUUAGCUCAGGUGUGUAAUGUAACAUUGCCUUGUAUACAUUACGAGACAUGGAGAUGUUCUAUGAAAUUCAUGGGUUUUUUGUCCGCCA